CAUGUAUCAAGUAAGAUGCAUUCUAGUAUCUAUGUUACUCUUUUUGGGUUUUUAUUUUUGCACUUGUAUCGACACCAUCACACUCACUAGACCUGUUAAAGAUGGGGAUAUUUUGGUCUCCAAUGGAGAAACCUUUGCUCUUGGGUUUUUUAGCCCCCCAAACUCCACCAACAGAUACGUGGGUAUCUGGUAUAACAAGAUUUCGGAGCAAACUGUAGUUUGGGUUGCCAAUAGAGACCAUCCGAUCACUAACUCAUCCGGUAUCCUAUCCGUGGAUCAAACGGGGAACCUUAUCCUACAUGAAAAAGAUCAAAGUUUUUUGUUUUGGUCAACCAAUGUUUCCGGAGUCGCAAAUGGUGUUUCAACGGCUCAGUUGUUGGAUUCGGGGAAUUUGGCGUUGUUUCAAGGCCUAGUUAACAAAGAGGUUUAUUCAUGGCAAAGCUUUGAUCACCCUUCGAACACAUAUCUUCCGGGUAUGAAGCUCGGGUUAGAUAGGAAAACGGGUUUAAACAAGGUGGUUACAUCUUGGAAGUCUAGUCAGAAUCCCGGUGUGGGAGAUUAUUCGUAUAAAAUGGAGUUUGUUGGGUCAGCCCAGUUGUUCUUGUUUAAAGGUAUGGCUAGAAUUUGGCGGGCGGGGUCAUGGACCGGUCUUGGAUGGAGCGGUGUACCAGGGAUGACGAAAGAUAAUAUCAGUAAUGGUACUUAUAUAGAUAACGAGGAUGAGGUGACCAUCGUUUACCUGAUGCACAAUCCGGCCAUGUUGUCUAGAUUUGUCCUUACCGAGUUCGGAACCUUAGAGAGGCUGACUUGGGAAGAAGUAAGUCGUAAGUGGAUUGGAUUCUGGUACCACCCAAAAGACCAGUGUGAUGGCUAUAACCAUUGUGGUCCUUUCGGGUUUUGUGAUCCAUAUGCAUCACUUACUUUUGAGUGUGAUUGUCUUCCUGGUUACGAGCCACGGUCACCACAGGACUGGUACAUAAGGGAUGGUUCGAAAGGGUGUAAGAGAAAGGUGGGAACACAAAUGUGCAAGUUUGGAGACGGGUUCAUUGAGUUGGCCCGUGUAAAGGUACCCGACACAUCGACGGCACAUGUCAACAUGAGUUUGGGAUUAAAAGCGUGUGCGGAGUUUUGCUUGAGGAAUUGCACGUGCAUGGGGUACGCAAGUGCUGAUAUUAGUAAAGGGGCUGAUGAUGGAGGUUGUAUUACUUGGCAUGGGGAGAUGAUCGAUACGAGGACAUUUUCAGAUGGUGGCCAAUUUUUUUAUAUACGGGUUGAUGCAGCUGAAUUAGCAAACUACUCAUCAAAAACGCUAAACAGAUCGCAUAGAAAUCUAUUUCUGGUCAUCGGGAUGACAAUAACUGCAGCUGGGUUGCUAUUGUGUAUAUUUAUUUAUUGUUACUUAAGGAAGAAAAAAGCCAAACGAAACAAAGUUGGGUUCAAUUUCGAAAGUAGCUUGAAAUCCUUAAAAAGUUCUUUGACAGAGAAGGAUAUUGGCGGAAAUGUUGAUUUACAAGUGUUUAAUUUAAGCACAAUAACUAAAGCAACCGAUAGUUUUUCUUGUUCAAACAAGCUUGGAGAAGGUGGCUUUGGAACCGUUUAUAAGGGUAAGCUACUAAAUGGCGAAGAAAUUGCUGUCAAAAGAUUAUCGCAAAGUUCAGGUCAAGGGAUGCAAGAAUUCAAGAACGAAGUGACGUUAAUCGCGAAACUCCAACACAGGAACCUGGUCCGACUUUUGGGAUAUUGUUUUCAUAAGAAAGAAAAGAUGUUAGUUUACGAAUACUUACCAAACAAAGGCUUGGAUUCUUACAUCUUUGAUCAAGAAAAGGCAUUUCUUUUGGACUGGAAGAAACGGUUCCAGAUCAUUCAAGGAAUUGUUCGUGGGCUACUAUAUCUUCAUCAUGAUUCUAGGUUGAGGAUCAUCCAUAGGGAUCUAAAAGCAAGCAAUGUUUUGCUAGAUACAAAUUUAAACCCUAAAAUUGCGGAUUUUGGAAUGGCAAAAAUAUUUGGAGGGGAUGAAGACGAAGGUAAAACACGUAGAGUUGUCGGAACAUACGGCUAUAUGUCUCCUGAGUAUGCAAUGCAAGGCCUUUUCUCUGUAAAAUCUGAUGUAUUUAGCUUUGGAGUUCUAGUUCUGGAAAUAGUUAGUGGUAAGAAAAACAACAGCUACUUUAAGGAGAACUCAGUUCAUUUGAUUGGGCAUGUUUGGGACUUAUGGAAACAAGAAAACGCGUUGAUGGUAGUUGACUCCUCAUUAGGAGACACAGUCAAUGCGGAUGAAGUUCUUUUAUGCAUCCAUGUCGGGAUGUUGUGUGUUCAAGAAUUGGCUGCUGACCGACCUACUAUGACUGACGUAGCUUUUAUGUUGAGUAAUCAUGACACAAUUCUUCCUUCUCCUAACCAACCAGCAUUCAUCUUUAAACAAGUAGAGUGUGGUAGGGACUGUGAUGUUGGCUCUGGAAAUGAUGAAGCCAUCACCAUCCUUCAUGCUCGGUAGCUUCUUGGUAUCUCAUAAUUAAUCUCUCGGAAAGGCAUCUAUAAAACCGAGUGGCACACAAAAUAAUUCGAUCAUUGUAAGUAGUAGAUUUUUCAACAGUUUUAACAAUAUGUAUGCCAUACUAGUUAUUCCAGAUUAUGACUCACUACUCCAAGAAUGUCAUGAGGUGAACAAACAAAUUUGUAUGAUCCAUACGGUCAAACGCUAC
Messenger RNA from Helianthus annuus (common sunflower), 2702 nucleotides. RefSeq names its product G-type lectin S-receptor-like serine/threonine-protein kinase RKS1. Gene Ontology annotation, biological process: recognition of pollen; protein phosphorylation. The record is from RefSeq and is a predicted model, not a curated record. Gene Ontology annotation, molecular function: ATP binding; protein serine/threonine kinase activity. The transcript is spliced from 7 exons. The coding region runs from base 2 to 2494 and encodes 830 amino acids. NCBI's taxonomy places the organism in Eukaryota, Viridiplantae, Streptophyta, Magnoliopsida, Asterales, Asteraceae.